AUGAAGGCUUUCGCUACCCUCGCUCUCGCGGGUCUUACCACUCUUGCAACAGCGAAUCCUAUCUCGCCCUCUCGCACACAUAUCCAGACCCGCCAAGAUAAUAGCACGUCUACAGCACCAUGCGCCCAGGUCUCACAAUACAUGUACGGCGAUGGAACGUCAGUCGUCAAGCAGGAGAUUCCCGCAGAGCUGGCGUGGAAUUGUAUCAAAGCCGUUCCCUUCAACGCCACUUCAGGCAAGCGGCUCAUCCGAGCCAUUCGACCAUACAUUGACUGGCAGAGCACACUUUCGCAGCUAAAGAACCCUCCUGCUGAUUAUGCGGAUAAGGUUCAACCGCCUAUCGAUAUCAUUGGUGGACUCGACAAGAUUGAUUCCGAUAUCGACUCCGGACGCUUCCAGAACGAGUACGACUUUGGCUGGACGCUUUACACUCUGAUCCAGUCUGCCCAUGAUGGUCACUUUGCCUACAUUCCGGACUCUGUUGGUGGCAUCUUCACCUGGGCUCGACGUGUCCCACUAGUGUCCGUUUCUGAAGAUGGCACCCAGCUGCCUGCUGUGUUUGUCUUUGCCGACGUGCUGGGUAUGCAAUUCAAGAAUAUCUCCUAUACGCCGUCUCCUGUUGUGGAGAUUGAUGGUAAAAAAGCAACAGAUUUUCUUGAAAAUCUGAGCCAGCUUGGCUCGCUUCAAGAUCGCGACGCCCUCUACAAUAAUCUCUUCUACGAGCUUGCGCAAGUCAGCCUUGGCGCUUCUGGCAGCGUGACUGGUAUGUUUACUGGAGGUGGCCGUGGACGAUUCGUGUAUCCUGGAGCUAGCACGACCUUGAAGUUUGCCAACGGUUCUGAAUAUACGAUGCAGAAUUACGCUCGUACAUCGAUCAGUUUCCGCAAUGUCAGCACCGGCGAGGAUCUGGCUACCAAGUGGUUUAGCUGGGGCCGCGAAGCGGACGAGGUGCAAAAUCAGUCCAAGCAGCUAAACACUGAGAUUCCUAAGACCAUUUCAACUGCCGCCUCAACUGCCAUCUCCGCUGCGGUACCUCCUGGAUACCCUGCUCCCAUCAUUGCAGGCCCUCAGAAUCUCAUCAACGGUUUCUACAUCGAUGCCCCCGGUUACGAGGAUGUUGCGGUAUUGCAGGUGCCGAACUUUGUGGGUUCUACCAGCGCAGAGAUACCCUUCCAGCGUGUUACUCAAGACUUCAUUCCUCGAGCACUGGCGGAUGGCAAGACCAAGUUGAUCAUUGAUCUGCAAGCCAAUGGAGGAGGUACUAUCCUGCAAGGCUACGACAUGUUCAAGCAAUUGUUCCCGGAUUUGGAUCCGUAUGGUGCCAACCGAUUCCGUGCGAUUGAGGCUGUUGACCUCAUUGGUCAGUCUUUCAGCGCAUAUGCCUCGCAGUUCGAGCGAGAGUCAACAACGAACAGCACUAUCCUGCAGGCUCAGGCCUCUUACUUUGAUUACCACUAUGAUAUGACGGUGGAUGCGAAGCCUUUCUCGUCGUGGGAAGAGAAGUUUGGUCCUCAAGAGGUGAAUGGAGACAAAUACACCACUCUAAAUCGCUGGAAUCUCUCCGAUGUCCAUAUUACAUACUCUUCCGGUGGUAUCAACAUAACUGGAUACGGCCCCCUCGCCAAUGUUACUGGGCCACCCAAGUUCAACCCGGAGAAUAUCGUCCUUUUGACAGAUGGCUACUGUGCAUCGACAUGUACCAUCUUCAGUGAACUCAUGACGAAGCAGGCCGGUGUCAAGACCAUUGCCAUGGGAGGUCGCAGCAACAAGAACCGGAUCCAAGCUAUCGGCGGCGUCAAGGGCGUGAACAACUACCAGUUUGGCUAUAUUCAACAACUGGCGCAAUAUGCUAUUCGAUACACUCCAUCGCUCAACAGCUCCAUUCUUAAGAGGGACUACUACAGUGACCUUCCCUUUAAUCGUGCUAGCGGUGCUCCUGGUGUAAACACCCGCGAUGGACUUGCUCAGAACGAUACCUCGGGUGUUGCAUUGCAAUUUGUCUACGAGGAAGCUGACUGCCGUCUCUUUUACACCCCAGAGAUGACUGUUGACAUCACUGCCGUUUGGAAGACAGCGGCUGAUGCGCAAUGGGGAAACAGCGGCAAAUGCGUGUCAGGUUACAGCCAGAAACGCAACGCUCACAAGACCACCACCAAGCUGAGCCCAAGGCGCGUCCAUAUUUCGCAAGCGCAGGUCCAAGGAUUCGAGGACAGUUUCGCGCUGCAGACCCAGUGUAAGAUGACUGGUGACGGAUUUAUGCAUCCGUAA
Cucurbitaria berberidis CBS 394.84 is the source of this 2268-nucleotide messenger RNA. Its product is annotated as peptidase S41 family protein-like protein. The transcript has 2 exons. The record is from RefSeq and is a predicted model, not a curated record. Lineage: Eukaryota; Fungi; Ascomycota; Dothideomycetes; Pleosporales; Cucurbitariaceae. The coding region runs from base 1 to 2268 and encodes 755 amino acids.